Molecule: messenger RNA, 3524 nt
Organism: Vicia villosa (hairy vetch)
Lineage: Eukaryota; Viridiplantae; Streptophyta; Magnoliopsida; Fabales; Fabaceae
Product: pentatricopeptide repeat-containing protein At1g07590, mitochondrial
Exons: 2
Coding region: 12-1550 (512 amino acids)
Cellular component (GO): mitochondrion
Molecular function (GO): protein binding
Source: RefSeq, a predicted model, not a curated record
AAAGAACAAGCAUGAGCAUGCCAAGUUUAAGAAGCUUCGUAAUACAAGCGAAGUUCAUACAGACAAUACGUCGAACACCUGGUGCCAUUGAAACCCAUCUCAGUUUCAAACUUUUUUGCACACAAACAACACAAAACCAAGACAGCUUAUGCAAGAGAAUCGAAAAGCUUCCUAAAGGAGAAUCAAUAGCUUCCGCUUUCCGUAGUUGGAUGGGUGACGGCUUCCCCGUUCGCGGCGCCGACGUCUUUCACACCAUUAACCGUCUCAGAAAACUCAGCUUCAACAAACGCGCACUUGAGGUGAUGGAAUGGGUGAUUAGGGAGAGACCCUAUAGACCUAGAGAACUAGAUUAUUCUUAUCUAGUUGAAUUCACAACUAAGCUUCAUGGGAUUCCACAUGGUGAAAAUCUAUUCACUCGUGUUCCUAUUGAAUUUCAGAAUGAGUUACUCUACAACAAUCUUGUGAUUGCUUGUUUGGAUAAAGGUGUUGUAAGGCUUUCACUUGAGUACAUGAAGAGAAUGAGGGAAUUGGGUCAUCCCAUUUCGCAUUUGGUCUUUAACCGAUUAAUAAUUCUGCAUUCCUCGCCGGGUCGCAGGAAGAUGAUACCUGGUUUACUUACUCAAAUGAAGGCUGAUAAGGUUACACCGCAUGUUUCGACGUAUAAUAUUUUGAUGAAAAUAGAGGCCAAUGAACACAAUCUUGAAAAUUUGAUGAGGUUUUUUGAUCGAAUGAAGCGGGUGCAGGUUGAACCGAAUGAAAUAUCUUACUGCAUUUUAGCUACUGCACAUGCAGUUGCUAGGUUGUACACUGCAACUGAAAUGUAUGUUGAGGCUGUGGAGAAAUCUAUGACGGGGAAUAACUGGUCAUCAUUGGAUGUCUUGCUUAUAUUGUAUGGGUAUCUAGGGAGCCGGAAGGAUCUGGAAAGGAUUUGGGAUAUCAUUAAAGGACUUCCCUUUGUUAGAUCUAAAAGUUAUUUGUUAGCCAUUGAAGCAUUUGGUAGGAUUGGAGAGUUAAACCGAGCUGAAGAGAUUUGGUCAGAAAUGGAGUCGGUAAAAGGAUUGAAAUCUGUAGAGCAAUUUAAUUCAAUGAUGACUGUUUAUUGCAAGCAUGGAGUACUUGACAAAGCAUCUAGACUGUACAAAAAUAUGAAGACAAAUGGGUGCAAACCGAAUGCCAUAACUUAUCGUCAUCUUGCUCUAGGCUGCUUGAAAUCUGGUAAGGCAGAGCAAGCUUUGAAGACAUUGGAAUUGGGCAUGCGUCAAACCGUUAACAAGAAGGUUAGCAAUUCAACACCAUGGUUGGAGACUACGCUUUCAAUUGCUGAGAUUUUUGCUGAAAAAGGGGAUGUUGGAAAUGUUGAGAAAUUGUUUGAAGAGUUUCAUAAAGCUAAGUACUGUAGGUAUACUUUUGUAUAUAAUACCUUGAUUAAGGCUUAUGUAAAAGCCAAGAUUUAUAAUCCAAAUCUUUUGAGAAGGAUGAUUCUUGGAGGAGCUAAUCCUGAUGCUGAAACUUACAGUCUUUUGAAAAUUGCUGAACAGUUUCGAACCUGAUAGUUUAAUUGAUAGAUUAUUACAACUGAAUUAAUGUUAUAUCAUUAUAUGUAUCUUUAUGUUGUCAUUCUAUUUAACAAACAUAUAACAAUUGUGGAACAAGAACCAAUAAGAUUAUCUGGCAUUGCUUAUGAAAGCCCCUUUUGUUUGUAUCAUGUCAACAACUGAAAAUGUAAAGAUACUACAGGUAUAACAUGUUGAUUUAAAUUUACCUCUCCAAAUUCAGCUUUAUUGUUCCAUAAUAGAUUGUCAGUAUAAGUUGUUAGGAAAGGUGACGAUUCCUCGUCUUUGGAGAUAAGUGUCGGUGGCUUGUUUCGCGGGCGCUCUUUUAGGUAUGUGGUGAUGACUCUGUUUUUAAGUAUUUGUUCUUUAUGUUUUUCAAAUUAAAUUUAUUGUCUGGUUUGAAAUUUACAUAUGAAUUUAACUGCUAUUGGUAUAAAAAAAUAUGAAUGAAAAUGUGAAGGAGUUGACAAGCAAUGAAUGGAAGUUGAAGGCAAGAAAUGAUUGAUGAUGAAUCUCUCCCUCCCUUUGUAGUGCUCAUCUCAUUCUAUCCAACACACUUUUUUGUUUUUACUGCAAUUGUAAUUGAUCAGUAGCCCUCCUAUGACAUACAGUAGGAGUUGAAUUAGUUGAUGGUUUUCUUAAUAAGUUAAUAACAGUGAUCUAUCUAUUACCAUUUGUGAGUGUCAUUAUUACAGAAGCAAACAAAUGAGUUAAUUGCAGAAGCUGAUGAUGGCAUUGGCACUUUUGGAAGGUUGGUUAUGACCUGGACAAAAUGAAACUUAGGAAUAUAUUUAGUAUCAUUGGAAGGUACAUAGGUGAAUCAAUAUUUCAGUCAUCUUACAAUUUCCAAAACCAGAACAAAGUAGUGAGUUUUAAACAGUUUUUCUUUUAUCUAUGUACUCAUCAUUUAUAUUUUGUUUAAGGUUUUUUCUUUCGGAUUUUUACAAGUGAGAAAAAACAAUAGAAAAAUGAUAUUAGGAGUUCCAAAGUUGAUCUUGGAGCCAAACAAGAAUAGAUUUAUAGAAGAAGCAAUCACCACAAGGUUUUAGUAUUUUCAACAAGGGAGUCCUUGCACGAAAAAUGAAGAUAAACAGGUAAUAACAAUCUACCUUGGUUUGUUUAAAACCUCAACUCAUGUUCUGUUAUCAAUUGAUUCCAUCUGGCCCACACGCAGGCUAAUGCACAAAUUGUGAAAUAUUACAGAAAUUGAAAAUCAUUUAGUUUAAUUUUACGCAAAACUAACUAACCAAAUUCCCAACUGUUCUUCCUAGCUACAAACCAACUGAAUACAACAACUACUAACUGAAAUCUUACAGAAAUUGAAAACCAUUUAGUUUGAUAAAGUUUGCUAACUUAUGUAUCUUGCAAUUAAUUACAGUUGAAGUUUUUUAGCUUGGAACAUGGUCACGACACCAAGGACCAAGAGGAGGAAGGGAUCAUAGAUUCAGAUGGGGAGGUUUUUUUUGGCAAGAGGGAAAGGAACUUACAAGUGUGAGUAGAAGUAUUUGAUGUCGGUAAAGUUUCCCCAUUUAUGAAUUAAGAGACUCUAUGUCAAUGCACUAGUAAACUUUGAAGCACGGACACCCGAACACGACACUGACACUGGUAAUAGUUUGAAAAAAUGAAUAAAUUAAAUGUAAUCUAAAGUGUCGGUGUAUGUGUCUGAUACAGACACUUCUUUUUUCAGAGGUGUCAAUGCUACAUAGGUACUUAGGUACUGGUCUAAGACAUAUUUGGACUGUAGUUCAGGGAAUACUAUUUCUGUAAUCCUACCAGGACCUACACUUUCUUUCCUCUUGGAAAAUGGUCGGCUUAAAAAUUUUCUGCAUGACUUUUAUGUUUCAAUACAACUACAGUUGAAAAUAUAUUAGUAUAUACAUAUAAUACCACAUCAUAUCAUACAAGUAGGAAAUUUGUACACUAUAUAUGUUUUGUGUUUAUUGUCUUGACUCUUGAGUUUAUAAUAAUAGA